UCCAUUGUUUUGAUUUUCCUUUGAAGAUCAAGAAAUUAUUCGGUCAAGAAUCAACAAAAGAGAUGCCUAAAGAAAAUCUUAUAAUGUGUGAGUCAAGCAACAGGGUUAGAGUAUCGCCAUACCCGCUUCGCUCAUCUAGGAGCAAAAAACAGCAGACAUCUGAGUCACCUAUUGAGAGUGGAUGGGAGGAUGUGCGGUGUGUGAUAUGCAUGGAACCGCCUCACAAUGCUAUUCGUUUGACAUGCUCUUCCUUUUCGAGUGGAUGUCGUCCUUACAUGUGUGAUACGAGUGUUCGUCACUCCAACUGUUUUAAGUUGUUCCAAAAAAACAACAGAAAAAAUCGUCUAACCCCCAAGACCUUACACUGCCCUUUAUGUAGAGGCGAAGUCUCUCAUACGACAAAGGUGAUGAAAACUGCAAGAAGAUUCAUGAAUGCUAAACCAAGGUCAUGCCCUGUGGACAACUGUGAUUUUUUUGGGACAUAUACUCAACUUAAUAAGCACUUGAGAACUGAGCAUCGUGGCUGUAUCCCACAAAAAGUCGAUCAACAAAGACAACCAAGGUGGGAAAUGUUUGAGAGACAAACUGAAUACCUUGACCUCAUGACUGCAGCUGAGAUUCCUCAUACGCCCGCGGUGGUGCCUCAACAGCUUCCCUACAAUUAUCAUCCUCCCUACAAUCAAGCUCAUGUGUUUCAGAUCAUCGUUAACGGAGCUGUGUGGAAUGUUAUUGAUUCGACUCAAGGAAGGAGCGGAUUUGCCCCCGCCAACUAUGCUACAAUGCAUUUUCAACCAAUAAGUGUGUAUCGCAGUGGGAUUCCGUGAAUAAUUCCAAAUUGUGUAGUGAAAAAAUCUAGAUUCUAUGAAUAACUCUAAAUAAAAAUUUGUGUAAAGUGUUGAUUUUUCAAUAACUAUUUACUUGAUCA
Messenger RNA from Capsella rubella, 925 nucleotides. RefSeq lists its product as uncharacterized. The coding region runs from base 63 to 824 and encodes 253 amino acids. The transcript is spliced from 2 exons. Lineage: Eukaryota; Viridiplantae; Streptophyta; Magnoliopsida; Brassicales; Brassicaceae. The record is from RefSeq and is a predicted model, not a curated record.